This is a messenger RNA of Mus musculus (house mouse), 2568 nucleotides long. RefSeq names its product vomeronasal 2, receptor 25 (gene Vmn2r25). The transcript has 6 exons. Gene Ontology annotation, biological process: G protein-coupled receptor signaling pathway. The record is from RefSeq and is marked inferred. Gene Ontology annotation, cellular component: membrane; plasma membrane. The coding region runs from base 1 to 2568 and encodes 855 amino acids. Gene Ontology annotation, molecular function: G protein-coupled receptor activity. NCBI's taxonomy places the organism in Eukaryota, Metazoa, Chordata, Mammalia, Rodentia, Muridae.
AUGAAAUUACUCAUUGCUUUCUCCCCCCUAGUUGUUCUCAUUUUAUUCCAGGAACAUAUUUCUUGUUACUACUUAACUAAAUAUGCUUCUUCUGGCUACUAUCAAGAUGCAGAUUUUGUUAUUGGAGGACUCUUUUCCCUUAGAGUGACUGAUGGAAAUACAUUUAUAAGUAGAUCUGGCAUUGAAGAUACAAGCCAUAUACCAGAAUAUGUUUUUGCGGAUCUCAUUAAACAUUAUCAGCACAUUUUAGCAAUGGUUUUUGCUAUAGAAAAAAUCAACAAGGACCCAAAUAUUCUAUUCAAUAAGUCCCUGGGAUUCUUUCUCUUCAAUGUCAACUUCAUUGAGAUGAAGGCUGUGGAAGGUUCUAUGGCUUUGCUCUCAGGAGAGAGCCCCCCAAUUCCUAACUACAGCUGCAGGCCUGAAAAGACUGAUAAGCUGGUUGCAGUGAUAGGAGGCAUUUCAACAUCAAUAUCCAUUCAGAUCUCCCGAGUUCUAAGUCUCUACAAAGUCCCACAGAUCAGCUAUGCUCCUUUUGACCAGAUUCUUGGGACCAGAGUCCAGCUUCAGUCUCCUUAUCAGUUUUCAAUGCACACCGCAGCUCUGUAUCAGGGAAUUGUCCAACUGAUGUUAUACUUCACUUGGAUCUGGGUUGGCCUGGUGGUUCCAGAUGAUAUGAGGGGAGAACUCUAUCUUAGGGAUAUUACCGAGGAGAUGAUCAGCCAUGGAAUUUGUGUUGCAUUUGCAGAAAAGGUUACAGAAUAUUCUAGUAAGAACACAGUAAACUGGAAACGUUUUAUGGAACGAUUCACUUUGACACCUGUUAUCAUUACUUUUGGAGACACACAUUCUCUUCUGCGAAUUGUCUAUUUUGUCAUUUUUUAUAAUCUUUUAGGUAAUGUCUGGAUCACAACUUCUGAUUGGUAUAUCACCACAUUACCCUUUGAACAGAAUUUAAUUUAUACACACUUUGGUGGAGGAUUAUCAUUUUCAUUUCACAUGGAUGAAAUUCUGGGAUUCAAGGAUUUUCUCAGAAGUGUUCAACCUAGAAAAUACCCUCAUGAUAUCUUUAUCCGGCAUGUAUGGUCAAGCUUAUUUGGAUGUCCACAUUACUACCAACACAGACUCUGGGAUCUAAGUCAAUGUGAGCCAAAUGGCAGCCUGAGCACACGACCUCUGCAUGCUUGGGAUAUGAAUACUUCACCUAUGAGCUACAAAGUCCAUGCUGCUGUGUAUGCCAUUGCCCAGGCACUCCAUGAGGAGCUGUCACUCAGAGUGGAAGGAGAUUCAUUUGAUAAAGUUAUACUCCAAGCUCCUCAUCCAUGGAAGCUCCAUCCAUUCCUACAAAAGGGCCAAGUUGGGAGAAGCACCAAUGAGGAGUACAGUGUGAACAAGGAAGUUUCAGCAAUCAAGCUUGACAUCUUUAAUUACCAGUCUCUGCAGAGUGGUACUGAAGCUCAUGUGAAGGUUGGCGAAUUUGUCUUUGAAUCUCACAGUGUUCAGCAUCUUUCACUAAAUGAUAAAAUAAUAACUUGGGGUGAGCACCACAAUCAGACUCCUUUAUCUGUUUGCAGUCAAAGUUGUCCACUUGGAUUUAGCAAAACAGCUGUUGAGGGGAAACCAUUCUGUUGUUUUGAUUGUGUCCCAUGUCCAGAUGGAGAAAUUGCAAAUAAAACAGAUAUGCAUCAAUGUAUUAAGUGUCCGGAAGAUCAGUAUCCAAAUAAACAGAGGAAUCAGUGUCUCCCUAAAAUUAUGGUAUUUUUGGCCCAUGAAGAUCCACUGGGAACUGUUCUUGUCUCCUUGGCCAUUAGUUUAUCUGCCUUUUCAGCUAUGAUUCUAGGAUUAUUUAUCUGCUAUCGAGAAACACCCAUUGUCAGAGCAAAUAACAGAAAUCUCAGUUAUCUCCUCCUCAUUUCUCUAAAGCUCUGUUUCUUUUGCUCACUAAUAUUCAUUGGCCAACCUAGAACAGUCACUUGUGUCUUGAGACAAAUUAUUUUUGGGAUUGUAUUUUCCAUUGUCAUUUCUGCUAUCUUGGCAAAGACCUUCAUUGUGGUUGUGGCUUUCAAAGCCAUCAAACCAGGAAGCAUCUUAAAAAUGGGGAUGGUGACCCGACUCUCAAAUGCCAUAGUCUGCUGUGGUUCCAUCAUUCAAGUGUGCAUCUGUGCAGUCUGGCUGGGAACAUAUCCUCCUUUCCCUGAUGUUGACAUGCAGUCAGAGUUUGGGCAAGUCAUCCUCUGGUGUAACGAGGGGUCCACCCUUGCUUUCUAUUGUGUUCUGGGGUACUUGGGCUUUCUAGCCAGUCUCAGCUUGCUUAUUGCUUUUCUGGCUAGAAGGCUACCUGACAGCUUCAAUGAGGCAAAAACAAUCACAUUCAGCAUGCUGGGUUUCUGCAGUGUGUGGAUUUCUUUCAUACCCACUUACCUGAGCUCGAAGGGCAAAACCAUGGUGGCCGUGGAAAUUCUUUCAAUUCUAGCCUCCAGUGCUGGCUUACUGGGAUGUAUAUUUCUUCCCAAAUGCUAUGUGAUCCUACUGAAGUCAGGUGGUCAUUCAAGAAAGAAGUUCUUUAAAUGA